CGCUGUGCUACCUCUAUCUGUGGGCGCGCUGGGGGGCCCGGCCGGCCGGGCUGAUCCGCCGCACUGUGCGCCGCCUCUACCGCACCCGCUGCUCCUUCACCUUCUGCGGCUGCGGCGGCGCCGCCUUCCCCCCGGCCCCGCCCCGGCGGCAGCUGAGGCAAGGGCCGGCCGAGGAGCGGGUCUGCCUGCGCAUCGGGACCAAGGUCUUCUUCACUGGCGAGGCCCAGUCGCUGGAUGACUUAAACAAAUGGAGUCUACUUCUUAUAACUCCCUUUAUUUAUGCUGAUAAAAUAGUUGAAGCAGAACAGAUUGCAUUUGUGACAGAAAGUAUUUCUGCUCAGACAGAUGAUUUACAGAAUAUAUCUAGCUCUUCAAAAAAGAUUGUGAAGUGGUCAGACUAUUGUUCACCUUUGGCUUAUAAAUCUGGGGAAACAUAUAAAUUAAUUGCCAAAGCAAGUGUGGAUAACUUCAGUAACCUUGGAAUAGCAUUCAUGGAAGACAGACUUCAAAUGGAUAAUGGAAUGGUGCCAAACAAGAUUGUUUCUGUUCAUUUACAGGAAUUUGCUCUUAAGAAGUUAGAACAGGUGACCUCAGCUGCGGAAGAGAAGAAAAGGGCUAAUGGUGCAGAAAUGGAAGAACUAACCCCUGCUAUACCUUUAGAGGCUACUGCUGAAUAUGAAUCAGAUGUAGCUGAUCCUCCAGGAGGAGGUGGUGAAAGGAUGCAAGCAGAGAGAUCCAAGCUAGAGAGAGGACAUGAGUCUCAGGAUGAAUCUAAUAACUUUCCUGAUAAAGAAACAGGUUCUGGAGAACACCACCAUCUUCAUCUUUCAAGCUGUCAUGAGUGCUUGCAACUUGAAAGCAGUACCAUUGAGUCAGUAAGAUUUGCCUCUGCAGAAAACAUUCCAGAACUUCCUGAUGAUUGCAGUGGCAGCUUGGAAGAAGUUACUGAUGACGUUCUGGCAAGAGACAUGAAAAGAGUAAAUCUUAGUGGGAAGCCUCCUAACAUUUUGGUUUAUGUGGGAUCUGACUAUAUGAAAACAAAAUUUGAGCAGAUAGAAUCAAUCCUCAAGGAAUGCAUUGAUCCAGACAGCUAUGUAAUCUACCCAUUGCUGGAGAAGCAAAUUCUGAAAGCUCCAUGGCUUGAUAACUCUUUGUUGUUGGUCAUUGCCACAGAGGAACCCAUUUCUGAGGACAAUCAUAAACAAUUUCUGACCUUCUUGUCAAAAGGUGGAAAGAUUUUAGGACUUUCUACCUCUUUUACUUUUGGCAGUAUAAAAGUGAAGAGAAAAAAUGAACUGAAGAAGACCAUCCAUGAACUGGUGUUCUUUAAAGCAGACAACACAGAAGUUAAAUUAAACCUUCUGACCAGUGGCAGUGUUUUUGAGGAGGAUGUUCAGGAAGAUAUCAAGAGAGCAAGGCCACUGAGUCGCUUAAAUAAUCCAGAUAAAGAUAUAGUUAUUAUUCACCUGACUUAUGGAGACAUUAGAGGAGAAGCCAUUCUUUGUCAGGUACACUUGGAGCUAGAUAUCGGUUCUGUGGCCUUGAAAACUCAACAGGAUUUUAAUUCACUUAAAAUGAGCAAUGCCAAGAGAUACGAAGUUGUUAAGGAGAUUCUGACAUUACUUGGCCUGAGUUGUGAAUUAAGUGAAGUUCCUUCAUUAACUCCUAUUUAUCUGUUCUCUCAUGAGAAGGAAAUCCAUGCUUCUUUUUUGAAGUGGCUACACCAAAAUGUAGAUGCUGAAGGAUUAAUAAAAUCCAGCAAGAUGUCUCUUAAAUUUAUGCCAUUUUACAAGCCUGAAAUGGAGAUAACACCAUGUCGAAUGCCAGUCAUCACUGAGCUGGGGGACUUCUCAUCUGAGCACUUCAGUCUGGAGACAUAUCGACAUAAUCUGCAAACAAAGAAGCUUGGAAAGAUUGUUCUGUUUGCUGAAGUAACAUCAACAACAAUGAAUCUUCUUGAUGGGUUGAUGUUCGAGUUGCCUAAGGAAAUGGGUUUAAUAGCUAUCGCAGUGCGACAAACACAAGGAAAAGGUCGUGGCGGAAAUGUCUGGCUCAGCCCUGUGGGCUGUGCUCUAGGAACUUUGCAUCUCUCUAUUCCUUUGGACUCCCAGCUAGGACAGAGAAUUCCUUUUAUUCAACACCUGAUGUCUGUCGCUGUGGUGGAUUCAGUUAGAUCUAUACCUGGGUAUCAGGAUAUUGACCUGCGAGUGAAGUGGCCAAAUGAUAUUUACUACAGUGACCUUAUGAAGCUUGGUGGGGUUCUGGUGACUUCUACACUUACAGGAAAAACGUUUCACAUACUCAUUGGUUUUGGAUUUAAUGUGAAUAAUAACAACCCUACUAUUUGCGUCAAUGAUCUCAUCAAAGAGCACAAUAAAAAAUAUGGCACAAAGCUCAAGUGCUUAACUACAGACUGUCUGAUUGCAAAAUCUGUAACUGUGCUUGAAAGACUGAUAGAUACUUUUCAGGAGAAAGGGCCUAAUGGAGUUCUUCCCCUUUACUAUAAAUAUUGGGUGCACAGUGGUAAACAAGUCCGUCUCCAGAGCGAGGAGGGCCCAAUAGCAUGGAUUGUUGGUAUUGAUGAUUGUGGAUUCCUUCAAGUUCAUGAGGAAGGCAAAGGUGUAGAGUCUGUGCAUCCUGAUGGUAACUCUUUUGACAUGCUGAAAAACCUUAUAAUCCCAAAGCAGCAAUAGCCAUCAAGUUUGGUAAAAAUGGCUGCUUUGAGAAGACUGUUUAAUAUUCAGGGUCUACCAGUUAAACUUUACUGCAGACACUGUAUCAAGCUGGUUAUGAUUUAGAGCUUAAGUAUAGAAGCACUAUGCUCAUAGACUGAUGGUUGCUUUUACACUGCUGUUUUAUUUCUGUUGGGUUGUCUAGCCAGUGGCCCAGAGGAACAGUUAGCAUUUUUCAUGUUGUAUACUUAAAAAAAAAAAA
Gavialis gangeticus (Gharial) is the source of this 2934-nucleotide messenger RNA. RefSeq names its product holocarboxylase synthetase (gene HLCS). The transcript has 11 exons. The record is from RefSeq and is a predicted model, not a curated record. Gene Ontology annotation, cellular component: cytoplasm. Bases 492 to 2693 code for a protein of 733 amino acids. Gene Ontology annotation, biological process: protein modification process. Lineage: Eukaryota; Metazoa; Chordata; Crocodylia; Gavialidae. Gene Ontology annotation, molecular function: biotin--[biotin carboxyl-carrier protein] ligase activity.